GUUGUGGCCUCAGAGCGGCUCGUGUUGUUGGUGGAUGACAGCUGUAAACAGGCUCCAGUGAAGCUCGGAGGCACUUUGAGGAACAACCAAACGGUAAAGAGUGAAGCAAGAGCAGCCCAAAAUGGCGAGUGGUAGAGCCGUGGCCCACUGUGGGCUGGUUCUGCUGAGUUUGUGGCUGUGCAUCCAGUCAGUGCCGAUCAGUGUCGACAAGACCAAAGAGAAGCCUCAAGAGGACAAGCUGGAGCCACCACAGAGUGCCGAGACCGGGCUGCACUACGACCGCUACCUCAGGGAAGUCAUCGAGUACCUCGAGAAAGACCCCCACUUCAAAGAAAAGCUCAAAAAUGCCAACAUGGAUGACAUCAAGCUGGGCAAACUUUCCAAAGAGCUGCACUUUGUCCACAACAAUUUUCGGACCAAGCUGGACGAGCUGAAGAGGGAGGAGAUGGGCCGGCUGCGGAUGCUCAUCAGAGCCAAACAUGACAUCCAGGGGGGGAACGGCCGGACAGUGGACCACCAGGCCCUGCUGAAACAGUUUGAGCACCUCAACCACCUCAACCCCAACACGUUCGAGGUGGAGGACCUGGACCAACUCAUCCAAUCGGCGACCAAAGACCUGGAGAACUACGACAAGGACCGCCACGACGAGUUCAAGAGGUACGAGAUGACGAAGGCGCACGAUAGGAAGGAACGUCUGAGGAACAUGAAUGAGGAGGAGCGCAAGCGGGAGGGGCAGCACUACGAGGAGAUGAGAAAGAAACACGCCGAGCAUCCCAAAGUUAACCACCCUGGCAGUAAAGACCAGCUGAAGGAGGUGUGGCAGGAGUCAGACGGGUUGGACCCAGACAACUUUGAUCCCAAGACCUUCUUCAAAAUGCACGACAGCAACGGAGAUGGCUUCCUGGAUGAGAGCGAGCUCGAGGCUCUCUUCACUAAAGAGCUGGAGAAGGUGUACUCCCCGGGAAAUGAAGAGGACGACAUGCUCGAGAUGGAGGAAGAGAGGCUGCGAAUGAGGGAGCACGUUAUGAGUGAGGUGGACACCAACAAAGACAGACUCGUGUCACUGAGCGAGUUCCUGGCUGCCACUCAGAAGGAGGAGUUCUUGGAAAAAGACGAGUGGGAGACUUUAGAUCAAAAACCCCUUUACACCGAGGAGGAGCUGAGAGAGUAUGAAAACCACCUGGACAACGAGGAGAACGACAUCCACAAGAAGUCAGAGGAGCUGCAGAAACAGAGGGAGGAGCUGGAGAGGAAACAGGAAGAACUUAAUGCUCAGAAGAUUGGGCUGCAGCAGGCGGUAGAAGAAGUCCAAAGGAUAAAAUCUGUGGUCAAAGAGCCGGACGCUGCUGGAGCCGCAGGUGAACCUGCACCAGUUGUACCAGCAAACAGUCAACCGCUUCCCGCUGGUCACCAGCAGAAAGACGUACCGGUGCCGGGACACUCUUAGCAGACCUCAGGGCUCUGUGUGAAUGCCAGUGAGCGUGCGUGUUUGCCUUGUAAUGAUUCCAAUUUUCCAUUAUUUGUUCAGGAUUUUCAAAACACCACUUGACAAAAAAAUCUAUGCCUAAAUAUUAAGAGCACGUUUAGAAAAUGGCGAUUUCAGGCUUCAGUGCCCAUUACGCUGAAUGUGGGCGGCAUGAAUCCCAAAUGUGAAGCCGGUCCAGUGUUCUUGGUCAACAAUCAACCCUUUUGUUUUUGUCAUUUCGGUCCUUUUAUCACAGCAAGGACUCUGUUCUCCAUGGGAAGUGUUUUGGGGUGAAACGGUGGGGGGUGAAUGUUUUGUUUUGUGCACACUGUAGUUCAUUGUCACUGAUAUUGUUUCGUAGCGGAAAUACUUUGAAAAAUAUGCAUUUAUUCCAUUAAACUGAGCUGAAUAUUUCAUAAACGUGAAUGUCAGACACUUAACUUCACGUUAUGCUGCUGGCUAAACAAUGAAACGGUCAGAUUUACAUUGUUCAUGUAGUAAUGCAUGAAUAAUGUAUUCCAAAUAUUAACUCAGAGGAGCAAACAUCCUGGAUCUGUGAAAUGGUGUUUCUUUCUUUAAUAACUUGCAUGUCACCGUGUUAAUUUCACGUGUGAUCAUGUACUGUAUAUGCAUGUUGGUACAUGUCAGUCGAUCUCAACUGUUCUAGAAGCUCUUAGGAGUCCACAACGAAACAGCAUCCUUAUUUUAUUUGUUAUCUUUGUUUUGGUUACAAAGUUUAUACUUGCAUAAAAUGCAUCUAUCUUUAGGACCAAAUGAUUGAAUAACAUGAAGUUUACAGAUAAAGUCACAUAAUUAUAUAUUUAAAUCUAUUAAUGUAAUAUAAUUGUGCUGGUGUUAGUGACAAUUGUAUGAAUUCCAAAGCUGCUGUAUCUGUGCAGAGAGCUUGUCUGUUUUCAUGAUAGAAUCAUUUUUAAUUUAUUUAUUCUCCACACCACUGUAAAUGAAACCGUAGCAGGUCGAGAUGGGAAACUUAAACUGGAUUAUAUAUGAAUAAAUAUGUUUAUCUUUUGAGCUAUUGAGGUACAACUGACUGGUUGAUAUUAUAUUCCUUAUCAAAGAGCAGUUAUAUCUUUCCCACAAUCCGACAUCCUGUGUGAGGAAUUCAUGAAGCUGUACAAGGUUUGAAUGUGGACAAUAAAAUGAAUGAACUUGCAGGUC
Molecule: messenger RNA, 2644 nt
Organism: Anarrhichthys ocellatus (wolf-eel)
Lineage: Eukaryota; Metazoa; Chordata; Actinopteri; Perciformes; Anarhichadidae
Product: nucleobindin-2
Exons: 13
Coding region: 122-1447 (441 amino acids)
Cellular component (GO): extracellular exosome; endoplasmic reticulum-Golgi intermediate compartment
Molecular function (GO): calcium ion binding
Source: RefSeq, a predicted model, not a curated record